AUGGACUCAUUCGAAUACAACCCCAACCCUGGCCGUGUCGUGUUCGGCAGCGGAACCCUACAAAAGCUGCCCGAGGAGGUCGCCCGGCUGCAGGUCACUUCUCCACUAGUGCUUUCUACACCCCAACAAGUGAGCCAAGCUGAGAGCGUCAAGGAUGUGCUCCAAGGUAAAGUGGCCGGAAUCUUCAGUGAGGCGACUAUGCACACUCCAACCCAUAUCACCGACAAGGCGCUCGAGUAUGCAAAGGCACAGGGUGCUGAUGCAGUGAUUUCCAUUGGAGGUGGAUCGACAAUCGGAUUAGGAAAGGCGAUCAGCAUUCGUACAGGGCUGCCUCAUAUUUGCAUUCCGACGACUUAUGCUGGUAGCGAGAUGACUCCUAUCCUGGGAGAGACCGCUGAUGGACUGAAGAAGACGCGUUCGGAUCCGAAGAUCUUGCCUGGAACAGUGAUCUACGAUGUGGACUUGACCAUGACUCUCCCGGCGGCUAUGAGUGCCACUAGUGGAGUCAAUGCAAUUGCUCAUGCAGUCGAAGCACUCUAUGCGCGCAACACCAACCCUAUCAUCACCAUGAUGGCCAUUGAAGGCACUCGGGCCCUUGCAUCCGCUCUCCCAGAAAUCGUCGAGAACCCAUCUUCUCAAUCUGCCCGAUCCAAGGCUCUUUAUGGCGCCUGGCUCUGUGGUACCUGCCUGGGCAGCGUGGGUAUGUCUAUUCACCAUAAGCUGUGCCACACACUUGGAGGUAGCUUCAAUCUCCCUCAUGCCGAGACUCACACUGCCGUCCUGCCUCACGCGAUCUCAUACAAUGCCCCCAAUAUUCCCGAGGCUAUGAAGGCUCUCGCAGAUGCCCUCCCAGACAGCAAUGGGGAUGCGAUCCAUGGUCUGAACGUCCUGUUGACCAAGUUGAAGGUCAAGCGGGGUCUUAAGGACUUUGGUAUGAAGGAGGAGGAUGUGGACAAGGCCGCUGACAUUGCUGUCUCGAACCCAUACUGGAACCCUCGAGCUAUUGAACGUGCUCCGAUCCGUGAGUUGAUCCGCCGUGUCUGGGCGGGAGAGCAAGCCAGUGCAAACCUAUAG
Messenger RNA from Penicillium malachiteum, 1074 nucleotides. Its product is annotated as maleylacetate reductase. The transcript has 2 exons. Gene Ontology annotation, biological process: protein histidyl modification to diphthamide. The coding region runs from base 1 to 1074 and encodes 357 amino acids. Gene Ontology annotation, cellular component: mitochondrion. The record is from RefSeq and is a predicted model, not a curated record. Gene Ontology annotation, molecular function: alcohol dehydrogenase (NAD+) activity; 2-(3-amino-3-carboxypropyl)histidine synthase activity; metal ion binding. NCBI's taxonomy places the organism in Eukaryota, Fungi, Ascomycota, Eurotiomycetes, Eurotiales, Aspergillaceae.